ACCCACAAUCCUUCGCGGCGGCGUCAAUUAAAAAAAGAAAAAUACAUCCAUAUCUCUGUUAGCAGAGCUAGCGAGCUGCAGAGCCUCGGAGCUUUGUGACAAAACGGAUACCUAUUUUUAUUUUUUAAUAAAAAGCAACAAUUUUCCAAACGCAAGAUAUCGAUCGAAGCGCGAGUUCGGAACCAGAAGCACCGACAUCUGACCUCCUUCUCCCCGAGCGAUCGCCUCCAUGGAUCAGGACUACGAGCGCCGACUUCUGCGGCAGAUCAACGUCCAAAAUGACAACGCCAGCCCCAUCAAAGUCACAGACGUGAUCCGUCACCUGACACCCACCAAGUCACCCAUGUCCUCGCCCAGCAAGCAUGGGGAUCGCUUCAUACCAUCGCGAGCAGGAGCCAACUGGAGUAUCAACUUCCACAGGAUCAAUGAAAACGAAAAGUCGCCAAGCCAGAAUAAGAAAACCAAGGACGCCACCUCCGACACCGGAAAAGCAGCGGACGGUUUGGCGUACUCUGCACUCCUGAAGAACGAGCUGCUCGGAGCCGGGAUCGAGAAAGUGCAGGACCCCCAGACUGAAGACAGGAGGCUGCAGCCUUCCACACCGGAGAAAAGAAGUCUCUUUAACUAUACUCUCAGUGCCAAGAGAGCCACACCUGAUGACGGUAACGUCGUCUCUCCCUACUCUCUGUCCCCUGUCAGCAGUAAAAGUCAAAAGUUGCUCCGUUCACCUCGGAAGCCGACUCGCAAAAUCUCCAAGAUCCCGUUCAAGGUGCUCGACGCACCAGAGCUGCAAGACGACUUCUACCUCAACCUGGUGGACUGGUCUUCCUUAAACGUGCUCAGCGUCGGCCUGGGGACCUGCGUCUAUCUGUGGAGCGCCUGCACAAGCCAGGUAACGCGGCUGUGCGACCUGUCUGUAGAGGGAGACUCGGUCACGUCGGUCGGCUGGUCAGAGAGAGGGAAUCACGUUGCAGUGGGAACACACAAAGGAUUUGUACAGAUCUGGGACGCGGCAGCCGGGAAGAAACUGUUCACACUCGAGGGACACACCGCCCGAGUCGGUGCGUUGGCGUGGAACGCAGAUCAGCUUUCCUCAGGCAGCAGGGACCGUAUGAUCCUGCAGAGGGACAUCAGGACGCCGCCGCUGCAGUCCGAGCGCAGGCUCCAAGGCCACAGGCAGGAAGUGUGUGGACUUAAAUGGAGCACCGACCACCAGCUGCUGGCCUCCGGAGGAAAUGAUAACAAGCUGCUGGUGUGGAAUCACUCGAGCGUGGCGCCUGUUCAGCAGUACACCGAGCAUUUAGCGGCGGUCAAGGCCAUCGCGUGGUCUCCUCACCAACACGGCCUGCUGGCGUCCGGAGGAGGAACAGCUGACCGCUGCAUCCGCUUCUGGAACACGCUCACGGCUCAGCCACUCCAGUGCAUCGACACCGGCUCCCAGGUCUGCAACCUGGCCUGGUCUAAACACACCAACGAACUGGUCAGCACACAUGGUUACUCACAGAACCAGAUCCUAGUGUGGAAAUAUCCGUCUCUCACUCAGAUAGCCAAACUGACCGGUCACUCAUACAGAGUGCUUUAUCUGGCGAUGUCUCCGGACGGCGAGGCCAUUGUGACCGGGGCGGGCGACGAGACGCUACGUUUCUGGAACGUCUUUAGCAAAACCCGAUCAACGAAGGAGUCGGUGUCUGUCUUAAACCUGUUCACCAGAAUACGGUGAAGGCGUGGCUGCGUCACACCCUCAUCUCGCCAGCCACUCACGGAUACGACGCCGUAAAGCCGAGGACGCCGCGUCAAUCUUUCAUUUGUACAGUUCUU
Molecule: messenger RNA, 1818 nt
Organism: Hemibagrus wyckioides
Lineage: Eukaryota; Metazoa; Chordata; Actinopteri; Siluriformes; Bagridae
Gene: fzr1a
Product: fizzy/cell division cycle 20 related 1a
Exons: 14
Coding region: 230-1720 (496 amino acids)
Biological process (GO): positive regulation of anaphase-promoting complex-dependent catabolic process; positive regulation of ubiquitin protein ligase activity; anaphase-promoting complex-dependent catabolic process
Cellular component (GO): anaphase-promoting complex
Molecular function (GO): ubiquitin ligase activator activity; protein binding; anaphase-promoting complex binding
Source: RefSeq, a predicted model, not a curated record